This is a messenger RNA of Cyphomyrmex costatus, 1077 nucleotides long. RefSeq lists its product as uncharacterized. The coding region runs from base 1 to 1077 and encodes 358 amino acids. The transcript has a single exon. The record is from RefSeq and is a predicted model, not a curated record. Lineage: Eukaryota; Metazoa; Arthropoda; Insecta; Hymenoptera; Formicidae.
AUGGACAUCACCAACCAUUCUAUACCUAUCCUAAAUAACAUAGUUUCUGCUCCAAAAUUUACAUCACCAACAACCAAAAAAUUAUCUGAACUUGAAUCUCAUACUGUAGACUUUAUAAAGAAACAUCCUAAUGUGAUUUACACUCACGCAGAUAAAGGUAAUGUUACUGUCGCACUUGACAAAGAUGUUUAUGUUUCUAAUAUGAAUUCAUUAUUUAGCGACAGUAACACAUACGAGAUUAUCAAAAAAGAUCCUACGAAAAAACUUACAUCAUCUUUAAGAGUAAUGCUGACUGAAUGGAAGAACAAAGAUUAUAUAGAUGGUUCUGAAUAUAGAAAAUUGUAUUGCAGUGAUGGUAUGCUUCCGAGAGCCUAUGGGUUGCCAAAGAUCCAUAAACCAGAUUGUCCAUUAAGAAUUAUAGUCUCUUCAAUAGGGAGUCCAUUGCAUUCUUUGGCUUCCUUUUUACAUGAAAUUCUUUAUGAAACAAUUCCUGUGGCAGAUAGUAAUAUUAAAAAUAGUUUUAAGUUAAUUGAAAAAUUGAAGUGUUUUAAUAAUGCAGAUGGUUUUGAAUUGAUUUCUUUGGAUGUGGUUUCACUGUUCACCAAUGUUCCUAUCGAUAUUGCGUUGGAUUGUAUUGAUGAACAGUGGUGUUACAUUUCGAGAGGUUGUCCAUUGCCAAGGGAAGAAUUUCAGAAAGCGAUUAAAUUUGUUUUAGAAUCAACUUUUUUUGUUUUUGAUAACAAGACAUAUAGACAGUAUUUUGGCACACCCAUGGGUUCACCUUUGUCACCUAUUAUCGCUGAUUUGGUGAUGAGGAGAUUGGAGACUGUGACCUUGCCACCAUUCAGAGGUGACCUUCUUUUUUAUUUUAGAUAUGUGGAUGACGUUUGUAUGGCAAUCUUAGCGGAGAAAAUUGAUACUCUUUUUCAAGCUUUUAAUUCUUUUCAUCCUCGACUUCAGUUCACACUGGAAAUAGGAGGAGAUAAGUUGAACUUUUUAGAUACCACUAUUUCUAAAAUUAAUAAUACAUUUAUUUUUUAUUGGUACCGCAAACCCACAAAACAACUUUUCUGGUAG